AUGUCUGAAAGAUUAACUUUACGAUGGCUGUAUAACAAAUUAAUUCGAGGUAAUCUUUUUGAUUCUCGAUCAUCAGAUCCCGUGAUAAUCCAUCGCGAAAUCUUGUCAACUCGUUUGUAUAUUCUUUUUCUUAUCAUUUCUCUCGUUAUUUUAACAACAUACACUUCUCUUUACAACCAAAUCGAGAGUAAAACGGUCACUUUUCCAAGUGCAUCGAUUUAUCAAAAACUGGAAAAGAAAUAUUCGAACAGUUUACAAUGUUUAUGCACGAAAGUUUCGAUUCCAUAUGGAGAAUUUGUUACGACAACGCCCAAAUUCCAUCAAAUCUGUUCAAGUGAUUUCAUUUCUCAAAAAUGGAUCGAUUUCAUCUUUCAAAUCAAUGUCAAAUCGACCCUUCCGAUCGAUGUUCGAACAAGUUUAAGUUCAAUGUUUCAAUUAAUUCGAUCAUUUUGUCAAAGUGCCACACACACAACGAUUCAUUCGCUCGACUCUUUUCAUCAUUCUCCAGUGAUUAGUCCAAUCUUAUUAACUAAGCAUAUUUUAGAAACAAAAGUUCGAACAACUUUGCACUUAUUGCAUCAAACAACUGCAUCGAAUUUCCUUCAAUCGAUGACUCUUGCGCAAAAAAUGACACAAGCAAAUCAACUAAUAACAGCGUUAUUCACCAACUAUAUGAUAACUUCGAAAAUAAUCCCAUCAUUAUCCGGAGAAAAUCUUAUUUUUGAUACGAAUAUCCACGAAAAUAAAUAUAUACGAAAAAACUCCACUGUUAUUUGCUCUUGUCAAAACCAUGACUCGUGUCAUUUACCCGGAUAUAUUUAUUUAAAUGGAAAUUAUCACAAAACAUAUGAAAUCUUUGAUUUAAAUCAACUUGAAGCAAAUGAAACUUUAUCCGGAAUAAUUGUUGAUUGUUUACCCAUCCAAACAACACUUUAUUCAUCAUUAGAAUGUUUUUAUAAUCAAUUAUGUUUAAAUAUUUUACUUGCAUCUUAUCAAAAGAAAAUCAAUAUUUCAAGAUUGAAUUCUUUUCUAACAAGUCGUUUUCAUCUUAAAACACCCAUCAAGUCACUUGUUGAAGAAUUAUUUAUCGAAGAACUCUUUAAUCAUACAAACUUCUCGACCUAUUAUAUGAAGUGUUUGCCGUACGUUUGUACUUAUCUUCAUUUUAAUCGGUUCAAUUGGAUAUCCGUUCUGACAGUAAUGUUUGCCCUUUUUGGAGGGAUCAAUACUGUUUUACGUCUAAUUACUCCUUAUAUCAUUCGAACCGUUUUAUUUCUGAUCAAACCAAAACAAGUCCGAGAAAACCGAAAUACAACAAUUCGAGUUCGUUUGAAAAAACUUGUUUUCGUUUUCAAGAUGCAACUCAUUAGCCUGAAUAUUUAUGACUCAAAUGUAAAUAAUCCAACGCAUAUUUACUAUGGUCGACUUGCUACACGAUUACAUUUGAUUUCCUUAUUUAUUUCUAUUUGCAUCUGUAUCCUAUUUUCUGAUUUAUCGAAUCAAAUUAUAACUGAGAAUGUUUCAACUGUUUCUCUCGAUACAUAUGCUUAUCUUGAAAAGCAAUAUUCUUCAACCUUACGAUGUUUGUGUACACAAAUUUCAAUUCCGUAUGAAGAUUUCAUCAAUAUCAGUGUAAAUUAUCAUCAAAUAUGCUCGAGUGAGUUCAUUCAAUCAUCUUGGUACGAACGUCUUUCAGUUUUUAAUAAUAAUUAUGAACAAACUGAUUUUCUCUCUAUAUCUUCAUCGUAUUUUCAAACAUUAGAAACGUUCUGUUUUAUUGCAAAUGAAACAAUUGCUGAUGCGAGAAAAAGAUUCUUAGCAAGAAAUUUCAUCAAUUCUCAACUGUUAACGCGUCAGUUCUUCGAUUCACAAAUCAAUGCAUCAAUAAAUGCGUUUCAACAAUUAACAAAAACUGAAUUUCGUUAUCGAAUCAAUUUAACUAACACCUUAUUACACAGUAAUCAAUAUAUCAGUCGUACAACAACAAGUACUCGUCUAAUCGCUGCUUCUCAUUAUAAAAAUGAUACAUUUGAAUCCAUUCGAAUGUUCGUUCUUGCUUUGUACGCCAUAAAUACAAAUAAUGACAGAUGUUAUUGUGCUAUGAAUUCAACAUGUUCUUUAGAUUAUGCGCUUCUUAAUUUUGAUAUUGCACAGCAUUUCAAUUGGCAAAUUCCAGGAAUACAUGGAGGUUGUUCUAUAAUCAACACAGUUAUGAAAUCAUCAUUAAUAUGUUGGUUUAAUUACAGUUGUUUUAGUCAAUUACGAGAACUUGUUCGUCCAUUGGGUAUUUCUAUUCCUUGGAAUACCACUCUACUUGAUCAAUUGUUACCUAGUCGAUAUUCUCCGGAUACAUUAAUUGAAAUAAUUCUUAAUGAAAUUAUGAUUGAAGAAUGGAAUUCUUCGUAUUCAUUUGACAAAUUUUACUCUAAAUGUCAACCAUCGUCUUGCUCAUUUACUUACGAAAAACAAGUAAAUAUCAUCUACAUUGUUACUAUUGUCAUCAGUCUUAUCGGCGGAAUCAAUACGAUUCUUCGAUUGACUUCACCAUUAAUUAUCAAAAUUAUUCUGAAAAUCAUUUCAACGAUUAAAUAUCACAAAGAAGAACAUCAACAAAAUCCUCGCAUUCAAAGUAAUAACAAUAUAACACAUCGAUUAGUAAAUAAAUUGAUAUCAUUAAACAUAUUCGAUGAUGGAUCCGAUGAUCCUGAAAGAAUCCAUCGUCAGCGGAUCUCGACUCGAUUGUAUAUAGUAGGUUUUACGGUUGCCAUUUAUUUUAUCAGCGUUUACACAAUAUUUAUGAGUCGAAGCGAAUUUCAGUUCUUUUCAAAUCCCUCAGAAAACGAUUAUAAUGAAUUACUCGCCUCAUAUUCCGAUUCACUCAAAUGUCCCUGUAGAAAAACCUCGAUUGAAUAUAAAUCUUUUCUCAAAAUCGAUACUAAACCUCAUUCAGUCUGUUCAAGUGACUUUGUCCAUCGACGAUGGAUUGAAUAUUUAUUCAAUACUUUCCAUUGGUAUAGUUAUGAUCGGCGUGACAUUCGCACACGUGGUGGUGCAUAUUUUGUCUUUCUUUCUACAUUAUGUCAAAUAUCUCAAAAAACUAUUGAUAAUGCGAAAGAACAAUUUUUGGAUACCUCGUUUGUUAAUACCCAUAUGAUCUCACAAUUGGAUUUCGAUAUUCAAAUAAACAAUACGAUUUCACAAUUUCAAAAUGAUACGUUAAUCAAAUUUUCUCAGAGUUUGAAAUUUCUUCGUGAUAUUAUCAAUGGCAACGCUUUAAUUUCUUCGUAUUCGUUGAAUUGGGAUUGGUUUCGAGAAACGAACAGUUCAUAUCGAAUCAGUUCAGUUCAACCAGUUCGCACGAUGAGUGGAUGUUCAUGUGGAACACAAAAUGAUUGUACAGAUCAAGCGGGAAUUUUCGAUACAGUGUCAAAUAGUAUUCCUCGAUUUUUCUUUCCUGGAUGGUAUGUUGGAUGUUCAGUUGUAGAAACAUUAUUACGUUCAACACUGCAAUGUUUCUACGAUCAACAUUGUUUAAAUUUAUUCUUCUCGAAAAUGAAAACAUUUGCAUGGGAAUAUUCCACGGAAAUCAAUAUUUCAGUGAUUAACUAUACAAGUCAUUUUCAUAGAAAUGCAAUUAUUGAAAAGCUUGUCAAUGAGUUGUUUAUUGAACAAUGGAUUAUUCAAAAAUCUUAUUCAUUAUUUUAUAAUCAAUCGCUUCCUUAUGAAUGUAUUUAUCAGAUCGAAAAAGAAGAUUAUCUUAUUCAUACGAUGUCAACUAUUUUGGGUUUAUAUGGAGGAUUGACGAUUAUCUUGCGAUUUAUUACUCCAAUUCUAAUUGAUAUUGUAUUUUACCUUCGUCAGCGAUGUCGAACAAAUACAGUUAUACCUUAUUAG
Adineta ricciae is the source of this 3894-nucleotide messenger RNA. NCBI's taxonomy places the organism in Eukaryota, Metazoa, Rotifera, Eurotatoria, Adinetida, Adinetidae. The record is from the annotation of a GenBank genome assembly.